AUGAUCGAAAUGACGAGCACAAUCUCUACCACUCUCGACACAACACCAACAGACUCUGUGGUGUCACAGGGUGUCGUUCAUCUGGGAGCGCCGGGAUUGAGCCAAAGUGCGCCGGCAAGUCCCCGGCUUUCUCCAAUUAUCCCCAAAAAAGAGCCCAUUGAUUACGUGAAAGGUUCAGCCGGGAUGUUCAACAAUAUUCUCACCUCAUGCUUUGGCUCGUUUUUCCCAAUCUUCGGAGCAAAGAAGGGCGAUUCGAUAGCUUCAUAUUCUGGAGAUGAUUGGGAGAUCCCGUUCGAAUCGAUCACCAAUCUUGAAUGGCUGGGUGCUGGAUCUCAGGGUGCCGUUUUCUCGGGUCGCCUAAACGCGGAAACGGUUGCGGUGAAAAAAGUGAAAGAGUUGAAAGAUACGGAGACAAAACAUUUGCGAUAUCUUGAUCAUCGGAAUAUCAUUAAAUUUAUGGGUAUUUGCACACAAGCCCCAUGUUUUUGCAUCGUGAUGGAGUUCUGCUCAAAUGGACAACUCAAUGAGCUAUUGAAAAGCACCGAGUUGACGCCGUCAAAGCGAUGGGUGGAUAUGGCUCAACAGGUGGCGAGUGGAAUGGAGUAUCUGCAUAGGAACAAAAUCGUGCAUCGAGAUCUCAAAUCGCCAAACAUCUUGGCGGCCGGUGAUGGAACGAUGAAGAUCUCGGAUUUUGGCACCUCUCAAAAGUGGAACAAAAUGAACAGCGCUUUGAUGUCAUUUUGUGGAACGGUCAGUUGGAUGGCUCCGGAAAUGAUCAAAAAGGAUCCGUGCUCGGAAAAGGUCGAUGUUUGGUCAUUCGGUGUCGUUUUAUGGGAGAUGAUCACUUGUGAGCAACCGUAUCAAGGAAUCGAUUCAAUGGCCGUUCUUUGGGGAGUUGGAUCAAACAAACUCUCCUUGCCACUCCCCGAGAGAAUUCCCGAUGGUUUGCGGAUGCUCGUUCAACAGUGUUGGUCACAAAAAGCACGAAAUCGUCCUUCUUUCCAAGGAAUUCUUCAACAUCUAUACAUUUUGGCGAAUGAGUUGGCUUAUUGGGGAGAAGAGGAGUGGUUGACUAGAUAUUCAAUGUGGAGAGAAGAGGCAAAGGCCAUUAAAUAUCCGGAGACUCUUCAAGGACAUCCAGGGAAUCUUCGAGAACAUGAAGAACAAGAACAAGUGCGUAAACGAAAAGAAGAGCUGAAACACGCUCAGGAUAUCCGUGUCAUGUAUGAGACAAAAUUUCGGCGAUGCAACAAAAUGUAUCAAAAGCUCACGACAUUGCUCGAGGAGUUGGAAGUUCGAGAGAAUGAGGGAUCUUUCUCUGGACGGGGAGCUGUCGUUGUGAGAGCUGGACCAAAAACGCAUAAAGGAGAAGCGACAGCUAAUGUCUUCACCACAGCUGUACCCCAUCCGUCAUAUUAUGGCGCUGGCAUGUACGGAGAAGAGAUGUCCUCGAGUGAUGACGAGGUGCCGUCACCGGAUUUGAACAGGGGAUCUCCAUAUCGAUGCAGCCAAGCUAGCAGCUGGUCCGGUCAUCCAUCGUUCUCCCGCCAAUCCUCCGUUCGCUCAUCGCAAGGUCCGCGUCCAGUUCGCCCCUCUCCCAAUCGGCCUCAAAAUUUUUCGAAUUCACCCAACUUGAUUCGUGAAGCCGCCAUCCGACAAUCCGCAUCGUCUCAUUGUGGGGAUUUCUCGCGGAACUCGCCGGCAAGACACUCGGGUUUGAGUGAGGAUUCUGGGAUCCAGAUGUGGCCAUCGCGCGUGAACAGUUGUGGAUUGUUGUCGGAGACGGGUGCUGGACAACCGGCUUGCUUCUCGCAAAUGAUCUACAGACAUGGAGAAGGACGAUGGUCGGAUGGAUCGGCGAGAAGAAGAAUGAAGAAAAGUCGAGAUAAUUUCAGGAGAGACUCGCCGGCACGUGUGCCACAAGUGAGAGCCAAUCGGGACAAAGACAAGCGCGCCUCGUGCCCGGCUGCUGCCGAACGAGACCCAUCAGUGGCCAGCCAACGAUCCGACACUGUCUACGAUAACUGUGACAGAUCAGCAAGUGUCGCUCCCUCGUCCUCGUACGAAGAAGCUCUAGCCGCAUUCGGCUCUUCGCCCACAAUGCCCACUGUUCAUCACUCGACCUCAACCCUUGCUCCACCCACACAAACGGCAACACUCACCAUCAAUAAUCAGAUCGCAUACACGGCUGUGAAUGGAUAUACGAAUCCACUGUACUCAUCACCGGUCUCCACAUACGAGAACCCACUAGCCGAGAACCCGAAUCUUCUACGCGUCGAUCAAAACAUUGACUUAGCUUCGUCGAUGGAUAGCAACAAUCCCAUGCCAACUCAACGGAGAAAUUCGGAUGCAAGCGAUGAGAGCAGCUCGUCGGAAGAAGAGCAACAGGACAAUCGAAAUGGAAAUCUUUUCGAGUCGAGUUUGGACUCGGAUCGAGCUGGGAAAACGUUCCAAAGGGAGCGAACGACGAGUGAUGAAGAGAGGAGUGCGAUUGAGAGGAGACGCCACGCUCUGAUGCUCUUGGAAUCGUCAGCUUCGAUGGCUUCCUCACUCGAGAGAUCACUCGAGAUGGGAGCCAUUCAUUCCGAUGGACUUUCCGAUAAAGAAACUGCUUUGCGGAGAGUGCAAAGGACAAUCAAAACGCACAGGAGAACACAUUCGGGCGGUCAACCAAUCCAAAUGACCGUAGUCGAUGAGACGUCAACGGAGAGUGAAGAGAACGAAGAAGCAGUACAAUGU
This is a messenger RNA of Mesorhabditis belari, 2739 nucleotides long. The record is from the annotation of a GenBank genome assembly. Lineage: Eukaryota; Metazoa; Nematoda; Chromadorea; Rhabditida; Rhabditidae.